AUGGAGAAUGAUUUUUUCAUAGACCGUCAGAAGCCCACGCUGUAUUCCCUCGGCGCAAAUUCUCAAGCUGACUAUGCCAAAAACUCGACGGCUAUUCUUGAACCAAGCACCAUUAUAAAAAAUGGGCGUACCGUGGUGAUUACACCGGGAGAUUUCCGACCGCAUCGGUUACCAAUGCUUCACAUUGGUCAGCUGAUUCAUAAGACUUCAACUCGAGCAGGAGCCGCUAGAGUUCCGCCUUUACGGCUGAAAAGGAAAGAGGAGCGCAGAAAGGUAUGGCGAGGAUGGAGACGAGUCAGCGGAGACGUACAACCUAUGCCCAAUCCCGACCUUCGACCAAUGGCUCGAAGUGAGGGACGUACUAGUAGUGGGCAUAGUGAAGAUGUUAUGUUCAACCUCUUCAUCCCCUCUCUACGAGCACUUCAACGAACCACCAUGCCAACACCGCUUCAUUUACCUGACCUUAUGAAGAAGCCUAUGGACGUCUCUGUUGGCACAUUAAUAGGAGAGGACAACUAA
This is a messenger RNA of Haemonchus placei, 519 nucleotides long. The record is from the annotation of a GenBank genome assembly. Lineage: Eukaryota; Metazoa; Nematoda; Chromadorea; Rhabditida; Trichostrongylidae.